Messenger RNA from Siniperca chuatsi (mandarin fish), 2637 nucleotides. RefSeq names its product LIM homeobox 3 (gene lhx3). Gene Ontology annotation, molecular function: RNA polymerase II transcription regulatory region sequence-specific DNA binding; DNA-binding transcription factor activity, RNA polymerase II-specific. Lineage: Eukaryota; Metazoa; Chordata; Actinopteri; Centrarchiformes; Sinipercidae. Gene Ontology annotation, biological process: neuron differentiation; regulation of transcription by RNA polymerase II. The transcript is spliced from 6 exons. Bases 611 to 1813 code for a protein of 400 amino acids. Gene Ontology annotation, cellular component: nucleus. The record is from RefSeq and is a predicted model, not a curated record.
UAAGGAGAAAGAGGGGAGGGCAAGUGUGUGUGUGUGUGUGUGUGUGUGUGUGUGUGUGAGUGUGAGUGUUUGUGUGUGAGCGCUUAAAGAUAGCCACGGGGGAUAUAGGAGCAGCACACACGCCUCCAGCCUGUUUGGAGAAACUCCCCUUUCAGCACCCUGGACAGAGGCAGCGACCGCCGGCUACUUGAGUUGAAGUGAAGUCGCAGGCUGCCGAGCUCACACUCAGGUCUGCUGACUCUGCUAAUGGUCAGACACGUUUCCACUGCCACCCGCCCCUCGUCUCCACCUCAUCUCGAGCUUAUCAACGCGGAAUCAAAGAGCAACUUGAUGAAUAUUCAAAGUUUCCGUUCUCGGUGGCUGACGAAAGGAGGAAGGUCGACGGGCGUCCUUUUUAACAUUUCUCAGAAAUCAAGCUGCCAUCGAACAGAGCUACAUUCACUCUCGAGAGGAUAAAUCUCCAGGAAGUUGCGGGUUGAAUCCUUCGUCCUCAGUAGCUUGUUAGGCUUGUGUGGGUUUUUUUUUUUUUUUUUUUUUUUUUUUUUUUUAAUCACAGGCUUGAGUCUUUCGGCGCUGCUUUCUUCCGUUGGAACAUCGGAACAUCUACAAAAUGUUGCUUGAACACCCGGGGUCAAGUUGUCAAAACACCGGAAACUUCUCCCGGUACAGUUCGGGCCAAGAAAUCCCAGUGUGUGCAGGCUGCAGUCAACACAUCGUGGAUCGCUUCAUCCUCAAAGUGCUGGAUCGCCACUGGCACAGCAAGUGCCUGAAAUGCAGCGACUGCCAGGCACAACUGGCGGAGAAGUGCUUCAGCAGGGGCGACAGCGUCUACUGCAAAGAUGAUUUCUUCAAGAGAUUCGGGACCAAAUGCGCAGCCUGUCAGCAGGGGAUACCGCCCACUCAGGUGGUGAGGAGAGCGCAGGACUUCGUCUAUCACCUGCACUGUUUUGCGUGCAUCGUGUGUAAGAGGCAGCUGGCCACAGGUGACGAGUACUAUCUGAUGGAGGACAGCAGGCUGGUCUGCAAGGCCGACUACGAGACCGCCAAACAGAGAGAAGCAGACUCGACUGCAAAAAGGCCACGAACAACCAUCACUGCUAAGCAGCUGGAAACGCUGAAGAACGCUUACAAUAACUCUCCCAAACCUGCCCGCCACGUCCGGGAGCAGUUAUCAUCAGAGACAGGCCUGGAUAUGCGGGUUGUGCAGGUUUGGUUUCAGAACAGGCGAGCUAAAGAGAAAAGGCUGAAGAAAGAUGCUGGUCGGCAGAGGUGGGGGCAGUACUUUCGCAACAUGAAGCGGUCACGAGGAAGCUCCAAAUCUGACAAAGACAGCAUCCAGGAGGAGGGCAUAGACAGUGACGCUGAGGUGUCCUUUACAGAUGAACCACCAAUAUCAGAGCUUGGCCUCACUAACGGCAUCUACAACAGCCUGAGUGAGUCCUCUCCAGCCAUGGGGGGCCGCCAAGGGGGCAACAACCACAGCUCCUUCCCCCUGGAGCACGGCGUCCUCCCCUCUCAAGACCAGUUCCAUGACAUCCGCUCCAACAGCCCCUACGGCCUUCCUCAGUCGCCGGGGUCACUUCAAGCGCUACCCAGACACCAGCCUCUCAUCUCCAGCUUGGUCUACCCCGACUCCGGCCUUUCUAUCAUGACCCAGGGCAGCGGGCCCGGGAUCAACCCUGCCGUGAGGGUCUCCAUGGGGGCCGCCAACGGCCCCAGCUCAGACCUCUCCACUGGCAGCAGCGGAGGAUACCCAGACUUUCCUGCCAGCCCAGCCUCCUGGUUAGAUGAAGUGGAUCAUGGGCAGUUUUGAUUGGUCAACGCAAAGAAAUUUGACUUUUUUUGUUUGUUUUUCUGUGUCUUCUGUUGGAUUUUAGGAAAUAGUCACACAGGACAGUGAUUGUGUAAAGGACUAUACUGCUGUCUUUGGACAGCAGGUCCAUUCAAUGUCUGUGAUCUGGAAAGGAGGAGGAAAAUAUCCUUCAUUAAAAGCACUUGGCCUAACAACUGUCCUUCAGUAGUAAAAGCAUAUGUAAAGCAAGAAAUGUUCAGUUUUCAGAUACCACUAUAAGCUUUUUCAGAACAAUGUAGAGACCACAGAGACUCAGAAAGUAUAGACAUCAACCAUUUGGAUUUUCACCAACUCCCCCCCUUUAUUCUCAUCUCCUCCCAGUGCUCUUUGUUUUCUACACUAUGUUCAGGUGCAGAAUUCAGUUCAACGUUCAGCGUCUUUAAAUGUCUGGUUGUUGCCAAAUGUCUAUAUAUAUAUACAUAUAUAUAUAAUGGUUUAUCAUUGUGGAGACUUUAUUUUUAUACAAACCCCUUCUUGGACAUGAAUAAGAACCCAGAUAUGAGGACUUUGUACAUUCUUAGACAGGGAUAUAGGUAAAAAUGUAGAUGUUGUCUUAAAUGGUACCUAGGGGUCCAAUUACUUCUAUGCAUUUGUGUGUUCUCAGAUGUAUCUUGUUCGUUUUGUCCUACCGAAAACAACUCCAAGGAAGAACUGCUGUAGCUCCCGGGGUCUGAUGUAUAUGUUUAUGUGGAAAAUGUUUUAUGUCUUAUUUAUUCCUUCUGGUAAUGAUAAUGAUGAUUCCUGAUUAAAUGACGGGACUUUAAUAAAUUUGUCACCAAAAUCAA